Messenger RNA from Austrofundulus limnaeus, 11181 nucleotides. RefSeq names its product fibrillin 2b (gene fbn3). The transcript is spliced from 65 exons. Bases 257 to 8956 code for a protein of 2899 amino acids. Gene Ontology annotation, molecular function: calcium ion binding. The record is from RefSeq and is a predicted model, not a curated record. NCBI's taxonomy places the organism in Eukaryota, Metazoa, Chordata, Actinopteri, Cyprinodontiformes, Rivulidae.
UUUUCUUCUUUUCUCACAAGGCUAUAGUUGAAUGAUUCCACUCUGGAGCACGUAUCCUGUCUCAAAUUGCCGGGCUCCUCAACGCUAAGGCGCUCCAACUGCUGCAAGCCCCUGCCCUGGAGUGCACACCAGGAACUUGGUCAGGAUUCAGUUCUUGAUCCUGGUGCUUAGUCUGGGGGUCCGCACAGUGAGCGCAGAGUCUGAGCAGGAUCAGUAGGUGUGGGGGUUUCUGUUGGAGGGACAGCCAGGCUGACCAAUGGGACCAGGGAAGCUGGCUCAGGUGCUACUUGGAUGGGCGGCGGUGCUUGUCGGGACGAUUCACGCAGCUUCUGAUCAGACUGGGAAUGGACCUUACCAGGCCAGCCGCUUCACGGGGGUAGUGGACCAGAGGGAAGUGCAGCGGGUUCGGCGCCGAGGCCAGGAAACACUGAGAGGACCCAAUGUGUGCGGCUCCCGCUUCCAUUCAUACUGCUGUCCAGGCUGGAAGACUCUGUCGGGGGGGAACCAGUGUAUUGUUCCGAUCUGCAGGAAUUCAUGCGGCGAUGGCUUCUGUUCCAGACCCAACAUGUGCACCUGUUCCAACGGCCACCUCUCUCCCAGCUGUGGAGCGGGAGCCGGAGUUCAGUCUUGUAACAUCAGGUGUAUGAAUGGAGGCAGCUGCCAAGAGGACACCUGCACCUGUUCGAAGGGAUACACAGGCAGUCACUGCGGACAACCUGUGUGUGAAAAUGGCUGCCAGAACGGUGGGCGCUGCAUCGGACCCAACAGAUGUGCCUGUGUCUACGGUUUCACCGGGCCACAGUGUGAGAGAGACUACAGGACCGGACCAUGUUUCACGCAGGUGAACAACCAGAUGUGCCAGGGCCAGCUCAGCGGCAUCGUCUGCACCAAAACUCUGUGCUGCGCUACGAUUGGCCGAGCCUGGGGCCACCCCUGUGAGCAGUGCCCCGCCCAGCCGCACCCCUGCAGACGAGGCUUCAUCCCGAACAUCCGCACCGGAGCCUGCCAAGAUGUGGAUGAGUGUCAGGCGGUACCAGGUCUGUGUUCUGGAGGAAACUGUAUCAACACCGUCGGCUCCUACGAGUGCAAAUGCCCCGCCGGACACCGUCAGAGUGAAACCAGCCACAAAUGUGAAGAUAUYGACGAAUGCAGCACCAUUCCUGGCGUGUGCGAUGGAGGAGAAUGCACCAACACCGCUGGAAGCUACGUCUGCACCUGUCCCAGAGGCUACGUCUCCACCACAGAUGGAUCCAGAUGUGUGGAUCAGCGCGUGGGCACCUGUUUCUCUGCUCUGGCUAAUGGCCGCUGUGCAGCAGAGCUGAAUAGACAGUACAACAAAAUGCAGUGUUGCUGUGAAGCAGGACGCUGUUGGGCUUUGGGCCAGAUCCCUGAGAUGUGUCCCGUCAGAGGUUCAGAUGAGUACAGGCGUCUGUGCAUCGUGGGGGUUCCCCAAGGCCUUCCGCAUACCUUCCCCAAUGGAUAUUUUCCCAGCAACAAUGGCAACUAUGGGUUCAAGCUCCCGCCCAGCGUGCCAAAUGGGAACGGUAAUGGAAAGACCAAUGGCAAUGGAGGAGGGGACGGCUUUGGAGACAAUGGUGGGACAUUUGGGGGCAACGGAGGUACUUUUGGGGGCAAUGGUGGGACUUUUGGGGGCAAUGGUGGGACUUUCGGAGGUAAUGGAGGAGGACUGAACAACAUAGGCGCCGUUUCCCUGAAUGAAAGCAUCGAUUUUUGCAAACAUUUCACCCACCUGUGUUUGAACGGGCGCUGCAUCCCAUCACACGGAAGCUACCGCUGCGAGUGCAACAUGGGCUACAAGCAGGAUGUGCGCGGGGAGUGUAUCGAUGUGGAUGAGUGUGUGAGUAACCCAUGCAUUAAUGGGGAUUGUGUCAACACACCUGGAUCAUACCACUGCAAGUGUCAUGAGGGAUACCAGGGAACCCCUACCAAACAGGCCUGCAUUGACAUUGAUGAGUGUAUUGUGAAUGGAGUAAUGUGUCGAAACGGCCGCUGUGUCAACACAGAGGGGAGCUUUCAGUGCAUCUGCAAUGCUGGUUUUGAGCUCACUCCUGAUGGAAAGAACUGCAUCGAUCACGAUGAGUGUGCCACUACCAACAUGUGUCUCAACGGCAUGUGCAUCAACGAGGACGGCAGCUUUAAGUGCAUCUGCAAGCCUGGCUUUAUGCUGGCUCCUAACGGGCGUUACUGCACCGACAUCGAUGAGUGUCAGACGCCGGGUAUCUGCAUGAACGGGCGCUGCAUCAACACCGAGGGCUCCUUCCGCUGCGAGUGCCCACCGGGCCUCGCCGUUGACGUUGAUGGACGAGUGUGUGUGGACACACACAUGAGGACCACCUGCUAUGGUGCCAUAAAGAUGGGCACAUGCUCGCGUCCGUUCCCAGGCGCGGUGACCAAGUCAGAAUGCUGCUGUGCUAAUCCUGAACAUGGCUUUGGAGAACCCUGCCUACCCUGCCCGUCCAGGAAUUCAGCUGAGUUUCAGGCUGUGUGCAGCAGCGGGAUCGGAAUCACAACUGAUGGGAGAGACAUCAACGAGUGCGCCUUGGACCCGGACAUUUGUCAGAACGGCAUGUGUGAAAACCUGAGAGGAAGCUACCGCUGUAUCUGCAACAUCGGCUACGAGUCGGACACAAGUGGGAAGAACUGUGUCGAUAUUAAUGAGUGUUUGGUGAACCGGCUGCUUUGUGACAACGGUCUGUGCAGAAACACACCGGGCUCCUACACCUGCUCCUGUCCCAAAGGAUUUGUCUUCAAACCUGACUCAGAGACAUGUGAAGAUAUAAAUGAAUGUGAAUCGAGCCCAUGCAUAAAUGGAUUGUGCCGGAACGUGGCCGGGUCCUUCAACUGUGAGUGCGCUCAUGGCAGCAAGCUGGACUCCACAAACACCAUCUGUGUCGAUAGCAUGAAGAGCACUUGCUGGCUCACGAUACAAGACAACCGCUGUGAGGUCAACAUCAACGGAGCCACGCUGAAGUCGGAGUGUUGCUCCACGCUGGGAGCGGCCUGGGGCAGCCCCUGUGAGCCCUGCGAGAUCGAUACUGCUUGUUCUCGAGGAUUUGCCCGCAUGAAGGGUCUCGUUUGUGAAGACAUUAAUGAGUGCGAGGUGUUCCCUGGCGUGUGCACCAAUGGGCGGUGCGUGAACACGCAGGGCUCGUUCCGCUGUGAGUGCGCUGCGGGUCUGACCCUGGACAGCAGCGGGCGCACCUGUGUGGACAUGCGCAGCGAGCAGUGCUACAAGAAGUGGCACGAGGAUGAGUGUGGCGAGCCACUGCCGGGGCGGUAUCGUGUGGACAUGUGCUGCUGUUCUGUCGGGGCCGCCUGGGGGGUCGACUGUGAGGAGUGUCCCAAAGAAGGGACCCCUGAGUUUAGCACUAUAUGUCCUAGAGGUCCAGGCUUUGCAAACAGAGGAGAUAUUCUGACUGGCAGGCCCUUCUAUAAAGAUGUGAAUGAGUGCAAGGUGUUCCAGGGUCUGUGCACCCAUGGGUCCUGCAGAAACACAAUUGGCAGUUUCAAGUGUCGCUGCAACAGCGGCUUCACUCUCACAGCAGAGGAGAGGAACUGCACAGAUAUUGACGAGUGCCGGAUCUCCCCCGACCUGUGCGGCCACGGCACGUGUGUCAACACUCCCGGCAGCUUCGAGUGCGAGUGCUUCGACGGCUACGAAAGUGGCUUCAUGAUGAUGAAGAACUGCAUGGACAUUGAUGAAUGUGAGAGAAACCCCCUGUUGUGCCACGGAGGAACCUGCCUGAACACAGAUGGGAGUUACGAGUGCGAAUGCCCCCCUGGGUACCUGCUCAGCAACGAUGCAUCUGUCUGUGAAGAUAUGAAUGAAUGUCAGCUGAGUGAGAACCUGUGCAGAAACGGUCAGUGUGUCAACAUGCCAGGGACAUUCCAGUGCUCCUGUAACACKGGCUACCAGGCCACACCAGACCGACAGGGCUGCGUCGAUAUCGAUGAGUGCACCAUAAUGAACGGAGGAUGUGAGACUCACUGCACCAACUCAGAGGGCAGCUAUGAGUGCAGCUGUAGUGAAGGCUAUGCACUGAUGCCUGACCUCAGAACAUGCUCAGAUAUUGACGAGUGUGAAGAGACUCCAGAUAUCUGUGAUGGAGGUCAGUGCACCAACAUUCCUGGGGAAUACCGCUGCUUGUGUUUUGAUGGAUUCAUGGCCUCCAUGGACAUGAGGACCUGUAUCGAUGUGAACGAAUGUGACCUGAACCCAAACAUCUGUCUCCACGGUGAAUGCGAGAACACUAAAGGCUCCUUCAUCUGCCACUGUCAACUGGGAUACUUUGUCAAAAAGGGAUCCACUGGCUGCACUGAUGUUGAUGAGUGUGAGAUCGGAGCUCAUAACUGUGAUAUGCACGCUGCUUGCAUCAACGUACCCGGAAGCUUCAAAUGUCGCUGUCGAGAUGGUUGGGUGGGAGACGGGAUCAAGUGUAUAGAUUACGAUGAAUGCUCCUCAGAGGACCACAACUGUCACCCAAACGCUGAGUGUGUCAACACACCGGGGUCCUACAGGUGUACAUGCAAAGAGGGUUUUAAUGGAGAUGGCUUUUCAUGCUCUGACAUGGAUGAGUGUGCAGACAACGUCAACCUGUGUGAGAACGGCCAGUGUCUGAACGCUCCGGGAGGCUAUCGCUGCGAGUGUGAGAUGGGCUUCACUCCUACAGAAGACAGCAAGGCCUGUCAAGACAUUGAUGAGUGUAAUUUCCAAAACAUCUGUGUGUUUGGAACAUGCCAGAACCUUCCAGGGAUGUUCCGCUGUGUGUGUGACGAAGGAUACGAACUGGACCGCAGUGGGGGGAACUGCACAGACAUUAAUGAGUGUGCUGUCCAUGUGAACUGCCUCAACGGGCUCUGUGUGAACAUACCAGGAAGUUACCAGUGCAACUGUCCUGCUGACUUUGAGCUCAACCCCACUGGAGUGGGCUGUGUGGAUAUCCGUGUUGGUAACUGCUUCUUGGACACCCUUCCCCGUGGCGAUGGAGGAAUCUCCUGCAGCGCAGAGAUUGGCGUGGGCGUGACUCGAGCUUCCUGCUGCUGCUCYGAUGGGAAAGCCUGGGGAAACCCCUGUGAACUCUGCCCCAUGUCCAACUCCUCGGAAUAUAAGACCCUCUGUCCGGGAGGGGAGGGGUUCAGACCCAACCCCAUCACUGUUCUCCUGGAAGAUAUUGACGAGUGCAUGGAGCUACCAGGUCUCUGCCAGGGUGGAAACUGUAUCAACACAUUUGGUAGUUUUCAGUGUGAGUGUCCAGCAGGAUACUAUCUCAACGAAGAGACUCGCAUCUGUGAAGAUAUUGAUGAGUGCUCUGCUCAUUUUGGCAUCUGCGGGCCCGGCACGUGCUACAACACUCUGGGCAACUACACAUGCGUGUGCCCCCCUGAAUACAUGCAGGUCAAUGGAGGAAACAACUGCAUGGACAUGAGAAAAAGCGUGUGCUACCGCAACUUCAACGACACGUGUGAGAACGAGCUGUCGUUCAACAUGACCAAGAAGAUGUGCUGCUGCGCCUACAACGUGGGAAAAGCUUGGAAUAAGCCCUGCGAGCCCUGUCCUACUCCUGCUACCACUCAGUAUCAAGUUCUGUGUGGUAACUUGGCUCCUGGAUUCAUCAUUGACAUCCACACUGGGAAACCAGUUGAUAUUGACGAGUGCAGAGAAAUCCCUGGCAUCUGUGCCAACGGCGUGUGUAUCAACCAGAUCGGAAGUUUCCGCUGCGAAUGUCCAAUGGGCUUCAGUUACAACAACAUACUACUGAUUUGUGAAGAUAUUGAUGAAUGUAACAGCGGGGACAACCUGUGCCAACGCAACGCCAACUGUAUCAACAUUCCAGGCAGCUACCGCUGCGAGUGCUCGCAGGGCUUCAAACUGUCACCCAGCGGGGCUUGUCUGGAUCGUAACGAGUGUCAGGAGAUUCCCAACGUGUGCAGCCACGGUCAGUGUAUCGACACGCAGGGCAGUUAUCGCUGCCUCUGCCACAACGGCUUCAAAGCCUCCAUCGAUCAGACGAUGUGCAUGGAUAUCGAUGAGUGUGACAGACAGCCGUGCGGGAAUGGCACCUGCAAAAACACGGUGGGGUCCUACAACUGUCUCUGCUUCCCCGGCUUUGAGCUAACACACAACAACGACUGCAUGGACGUGGACGAGUGUUUUGCCUUCCAGGGCCAAGUGUGCAGAAACGGACAGUGCAUCAACGGGCUCGGAUCCUUCCAGUGUCUCUGUCACGAGGGUUAUGAAAACACACCUGAUGGAAAGAACUGCAUCGAUAUAAAUGAGUGUAUCAGCCUUCCCGGGACAUGUUCCCCAGGAACUUGUCAGAAUCUGGAYGGAUCCUUCAGAUGUAUCUGCCCUCCUGGUUAUGAAGUGCAGAACGAGCAGUGUAUAGAUAUCAACGAAUGUGAAGUGGAGCCAAACAUCUGCCAGUUUGGCACCUGCACCAACACUCCCGGCAGCUUCCAGUGCUCCUGCCAACCGGGCUUCGUGCUGUCUGACAACAAGCUGCGCUGCUACGACACCAGAGAGAGCUUCUGUUUCACCAAGUUCGAGGCGGGAAAAUGCUCCGUCCCCAAAGCCUUCAACACCACCAAGGCCAAGUGUUGCUGCAGCAAGAUGCCCGGAGAGGGCUGGGGUCUUCCCUGUGAGCUGUGCCCACGAGAGACUGAUGCUGCUUUUAACACCCUGUGUCCCUACGGUCAUGGAGCUCUGCCUGGACUGGGUGAUACUCGAGAGGAUAUGAACGAGUGUCUGGAUAACCCUGGAAUCUGUCAGAACGGCAUCUGCAUCAACACAGACGGUUCUUUCCGAUGUGAAUGUCCCUUCGGAUAUAAUCUGGAUUACACAGGAGUUAACUGCAUCGACACUGAUGAGUGCUCCAUCGGAAACCCAUGUGGAAAUGGAACCUGCACCAAUGUGGUGGGAGGGUUUGAGUGUUCGUGCCAGGAGGGCUUUGAGCCCGGACCCAUGAUGACUUGUGAAGACAUUAACGAGUGCUCCCAGAAUCCUCUGCUCUGCGCUUUCCGCUGCGUGAACACCUUCGGCUCCUAUGAGUGCAUGUGUCCAGCUGGGUAUGUGCUGCGAGAUGACCAGCGGAUGUGCAGAGAUCAAGACGAGUGCUCAGAGGGUCUGGAUGACUGCGACUCUAAAGGCAUGACCUGCAAAAACCUGAUAGGAACCUUCAUGUGCAUCUGCCCUCCUGGCAUGCAGCGACGGCCGGAUGGAGAGGGAUGCAUGGACUUGAACGAGUGCCGCGCCAAACCGGGCAUCUGCAAGAACGGUCGCUGCGUCAACACCGUGGGGAGCUACCGCUGCGAGUGCAACGACGGCUUUGAGCCGAGCUCAACUGGAACUGAAUGUAUCGACAACAGGAAAGGCUUCUGUUACACAGAGGCUCUGGCGACAAUGUGCCAGCAGUCAUCAACCAACAGGAACAGUGUGACCAAGUCUGAGUGCUGCUGCAACGCGGGUCGAGGCUGGGGGUCCCAGUGUGAGCUGUGCCCACUCCCCGGCACCGUGCAGUACAAGAAGAUGUGUCCGCUUGGACCUGGAUACACCACAGAUGGUAGAGACAUCAACGAGUGUCAGGUGCUGCCAGAUCUGUGCCGUAAUGGUCAGUGCAUCAACAGCAUCGGAUCGUUCCGCUGCCACUGCAACGUUGGCUACAAAGCUGAUUUCACUGCAACCGCCUGCGUUGACAUGGAUGAGUGCUCUUUGUCUCCGAAGCCGUGUAACUUCCUGUGUAAAAACACCGAAGGCAGUUACCUGUGCUCCUGCCCCAGGGGAUACAGUCUGCAACCAGAUGGAAAAACCUGCAAAGAUCUGGAUGAAUGUGCAACAAAGCAGCACAACUGCCAGUUCCUCUGCGUUAACACCAUCGGAGGUUUCACCUGCAAGUGUCCUCCUGGCUUCUCUCAGCAUCAGACCGCCUGCAUUGACAACAACGAGUGCUCGGCCCAGACCAGCGCUUGUGGUUCUCGAGCCUCUUGUGUCAACACACCUGGAAGCUUCAACUGUGAAUGCUCCAAAGGUUUCUCCUUGGACAGCUCAGGCCUGGAGUGUGAGGACGUGGAUGAGUGCAGCAGUAACCAUCGCUGUCAGCACGGCUGUCAGAACAUGCUGGGAGGGUUCCGCUGUGGCUGUCCUCAGGGUUACGUGCAGCACUACCAGUGGAACCAGUGUGUGGAUGAAAACGAGUGUCAGGGCGGCACCGUUUGUGGUUCUGCCUCCUGCUUCAACACUCUGGGCAGCUUCAAGUGYGUCUGUCCGUCGGGCUUUGACUACGAGCAGAACAUGGGCGGCUGUCAAGAUGUGAACGAGUGCUCGACGGGCGCGAGCCCCUGCAUCUACGGCUGCUCCAACACCGACGGAGGCUACCUGUGCGGCUGCCCUGGAGGUUUCUACCGAGCAGGACAGGGUCACUGUAUAACAGGGUCAGGUUUCCCGGGCCAGCUCGUGGAGGGUGAGGAGGAUGACAGCCUUUCUCCUGAGGCCUGCUACGAGUGCAAGAUCAACGGGGGAGGAAAGGGCGGACGACAAAAGCGCAACACUGAUGAAAAUGAGCUCAACCAGGUGAGCAUGGCCAGCGUGGACACUYUGGCGUCCAUCCCCAUGAACCUGUCUCUGUCCUCGCUGCUGGACAAAGAGCCUCUGCUGGAGCUCCUCCCCGCCCUGCAGUCCCUGGAGCGCCACGUGCGCUACGUCAUAACCCACGGCAACGCCGACGAACACUUCGGCCUGUUCGAGCGCCGCGACGGGAAGAGCGUGCUCCGGCUCGGCAAGAGGCCGCCCCCGCCGGGGUCCUACCGGCUGGAGAUCGCCAGCCUGCCUCUGUUCGGGCCGCGCAGGCUGCACCAGCUGGAGAAGCAGCAUGACAAUGACUACCUACGGGGGGAGUUAGGAGACGCUCUGCGCAUCAAGCUCCACAUCCACCUGCACUGAGCUCAGCGUGUGCAAUCCUGGUCCGGACUGAGCUUUAACCUUUAAUCCAAUAACCCUCCCCCAGUUACACCCGUACGGACCCUCCAACCAACACAGGGGGCAUUUAAGGACUAUCAAAGACUGAGUCAAUCAGCCCAACUCUACCACCACUUUGUUAGUCUUCAUUUUUUGUUCAUGAUUUGUGCUUUUUGUUGAUGUGUUUUUUUUUUUUACUCGUACCUGACCCAGCACUCAUUCUUUAGAUGGCAAAGAGGUGCUUUUGUGCUUGGACCACAACCGCUUUAUGCAGUAAAAGCAGCAGACAGGGCCUUACUUUUAUAAACCAGAGUAGCAUAAAUUCAGUUCAACAGGGCUUGUUUUAUUGCAACAUGUAAGGUAGUUUUGAAGUUGAAGGUCUGCAUCUGAAACAAUUGUUUGUAUAAAGAAGUGAACGAGGUAAAAGAUGACUGGUCCAAGAACUUUCUCACCUCUCUGUGAUCCUGAAAAGAAAACCACAACACUGGGGAUAAAGGUUUGCCCCCCCCCCCCCCCCCCCCCACUCGUCUUAGGAUUGUAGUAUGUUAAACACGAAGGACUGCAACACUUCCGCCGCAUUUCAGGUUCUUACGUUCAUAGCACUCUGUUGUUCUGUAGCUGGAAGCCCACCCACGUUCAGAUGAGAGAGCAGCCAGCAGGCCGUGUUCUGCUCAGAUGUGCGAUUGCAGGGAUUUAGCAUGUUUGCGUGUGUGUGUGCUGUCAUGUUUUCGGUUACCUCAGUACCUCUCGCCAAGUGUGGGCACCAUGCUGUGAUGCUGACUCCAAAACAAAAGAGGGUGCUAGCAUCCUUCCGUCCAUCACGGGCUGGCGGCGGGKGGGGAUAAACUCAGUAGGACCACAGUAGCUCGUAGACUUGAAACGAAGGUGGAUCAGGUUGAGUUUGUGUUUGUCAUUUAAGGGAUUUUUGACCUCAGGUGCGCUGAUUCUGGACCUGAGCUCCAGCUUGUUUAGUAUGAAGUGAAAAAGUCUUUYUUUGUCUCUCGUGUGUCAGCUGUGAGAAACUGAUUUUCUCUUGUUUUAGUUUCUUCAUAUUUCAGGAGAACAGAAAUGUAGCUGAAAUUAAACUGACUUUAUCUGACUUCUUUGACUUUACUUGUUCUUGUGACGCCUGAAGACCAAGCCUCGUUUACGACACAGCAGUUCCCCCCCCCCCCCACCCCACCAAAAAAAAGGUACAUAGCAUGUGGAGCUGGAACUAAAAAGUUGUGCUUUGGAGAGGAAGGGCACGCACAGGUGAACUCUAAACCUCACAAUAAAUGAAUGUCAGGUCAUAAUUCAUCAAUCGUAAAUAUUUUUUUAUCCUCUCAAAGAGGGCGAAAAAAAGGUGCUAUAUCAUACCAUCGCUUAUGCUGUGGAAAGCAAAUGCAGUCUUGAAUCUGGAUUGCGGAAGUGACUUUUUUUUGCAAGGUUGUAUUGUUGUGUAUGUCUGUCUUUUUGUACUGUCUGAAUAUUAUCAAACAUGCUUUGUGAUAAUUAAAUUGUAUAUUUUUAAAUGAAGACUUGAUUGAUUUUCACUGUCAAGGCAAAAGAAAAACUUUUAGGUUUUAGCGCUUUUGAAUGUUUACGAAAAAAAAUAAAGAAAUCUGCCUCCCCGAACCAAAAAAAAAAAAAAGGUUAAGAAAAAGACUAAAGUUGUAUUUGUUUUCUCACAUCCAGGGAAACUUACACUGUCCGUGGCGUACUCGCAAAACAAGCUGGGAUCUGCGGUGCUACAUCUGUUUUUAUUUUUAACAUUCAGGGUCACUGCACUGUUUCACAGCCAACAGUAAACAUGUUUUAUACCACACAGCCAUUUCCUAACAAAACAUUUGUAUGUGUCGUAUCAUUUCUGUCAAUGUGUCGACUUUGAGAAAAAGGCGUGUGCUUACUGUAACCCAGUUUCAGCCUCAAACUUGAAUACUGUCUUUUUUUUUUGUUUUGCAGCUUUAUUGAAAACCAGAUGCAGGAGUUUUCUGUAUUUUUUUCUCUAAUUGUAAGCUUCAUACCAGAAGYAUAAGAGUUUAACUCAAAGCUGAUGACAAUCAUCCAGUCGCACCUACAAUUAAAAGAUCAAUCUUUUAUCAAAUAUUCAUGCAAAGAUGGAAACCAAAGAUGUUAAACAGCAAACGGCAGUCUGUAAAGUGAUUCACAUAAUUGUAUACUUUUGUUCAGUGUCAUUCAUGGCAAUAAAAUGUUGUCAGUUCAGUUUC